AUGAACCAGGCAUGCAUCUUCGAUUCGGACGAGAUGAGUCCCGCUGCCAGUCUUUACGGCGCAUCACAGUUCACGGAAGCCUCACACUUCACGGCCGAGAACACUCCCUUCGAUCUUGACCAGCAACUAGACGACAACUAUCAAAGCGGCUACCGAUCGCCGCGGAUGCAGUUCGCUUCACCAGAUGUUCAGACGAGCCCGGAGUCCGCCCCCGCCACAUCAAGAAACUCGUUAUCUUCGUCAUCGACGUCGAUGGACAGUCUCACUAUUGACCCUUCCGAUAUCAAGCCGACCGAGGUCACAUCAGCACACACCAACGAAUUCUUGGCCAGUCCGUACGACAACAGUCCUAGUCCAGUUGCUUCAAUGCAAGAUGCAUUAUCACCACAGCACAAUCCACAACCUUUGAUGCCAUACGUAGCGCCUGAACAAGCUCAGAGGCAGUACUCCAUGAUACAGCCCGAUGCUAUGGUAACGGAUGGUCCACAAGAACAAGCUUCGGGGACAAACAUGGCGACUGCCCAACACAUGUCGCAAGUGAUCCCGGGGCCGGUUGCCAAUUUGCAGAUGCAUGGUUUGCCAACGCAGUUCAUUGUACCGCCCUCGCACUGGCCGGCGGCCUUUACCUACAGUAUGCCACAUAUGCCUGAUGGUCGUGGCAUUUCCUUCAUGCCGCACGGGAUGCCCGUGAAUCUUCCCCAGAUGCCUAGCGGCUUUGGCGGUCCUCCGUAUCACCUGGACGUUUUAUUGAUGGACCGGAUGCGGAAGAAAGACGGAUCUGGAAACGUCAACGGAGAAGUCGAGAUCCCCAAAAUGAGAGUUGAGACACAAGCCAAGUACAGACUCGCCCUCUUUCCUCUCCCUCACGGCGUCAAGAAGCUUCAUCUUCCAACGCAGUACAUCAGCAAGGUCAAGCAAAUGGCUCGACCUCUUCCGCCGCCAUCGCCAGAGAGGCUGGAGUUGCACGCCGUUGUUGUUUGCACGAGUGCAAUGGAGAACCCCGAUCUGAAGAAGAAAGCUCUAAUGCGAGCCCGCUUGGGUGCGCAACGUCAAGUCAAGGGGGAACCGAAGCCGAACACUGACGAUGAGCUGCCGGGCCAUGAUGGUGGCGAGAUUCGAAUCUGCCAAAAGUGUAUCAGGCGCGAGUCGAAGCGAGCUGGGCGGAAGAAGGUCAAGAAUGUGGAAGAAGAUGAAUACUGGCGAUCCUUCGAAUCGGACAGGAUCAUUGUGUUCAAUGCUGCCGAGAUUCAGGAAUGGCAUGAGCCAAAGCCCGAAGAAGUGAACGCCUACCAUGUGGAGUUCUACAUCAGAAUAGCGUGUUAUGGCCGGCACCACAACGACAAGAAGAAAGGUUUCCAGGUCAUCUUCACCAUCGUCGACCACGAAGGCAACUACAUUGCCCAACAGCUUUCGUCCCCGAUCGUCAUUACCGAUGACCACAAGACGCGAGACUCUCCGCAAGUGGACGAUGAGUUCAUUCCGGACCAACCGCAGAAUGGCACUGUUAACCCUCCUGCUUCGAACGGACAGCCUACCCCUCCUCCCCUUUCUCACGAUAUCCAACCCCUCAAGCGUAAACAGCCAACUGUUGUACCUCCGGUUGCCGUUACUACGCCUAACCAAGAGAUCUCUCAGCCCCCAUCGCCGAUCAGGCCUAUCACAAAUUCGAGUAAAAAGAGAAGAGUUGGCAAUCUAAUCAUGACACCGGUAGAAGCAAUCGCCCCAAUGCCCCCACAACAGGUAUCCAACGCGGCGGCGGUGGCUAAACCAGCCUCAUCAGCCUCAUCGGCCUUUGUUCCGCCUGUUCAGAGGCACUUUGCUCGGCCUUCAGACGCGAGCCAACAGCAGAUUAACCCACCAUCACUCGCUAUCGGCGCAACAACGAUGUCGUAUACUGGCGGCUCGCCGCCUUCAACCGAUAACAACGACCAAGCAAUGUUCACCUUGCCUGGCAAUCAAGGUCUCAACUUCUUUGCCAACCCCACAUCAGGAAAUCCAAGUCGCGAUCCCAGCCCAAGUCAUUGGCAUAACACCAAUGGCAGUAAUUUGUUGAGCCCACUUAUGCGGUCAGCAGUGGGCAGUCCAUUCGCCACGGCGCCGGCGCCAGCUCCCGCACCGGUUGCUAAUCCAAUGCCUUCUGUGGAGGCCCCCGUUCCGGUCAAACUAUUCAAGGUAAUUCCGCAUCAAGGAUCGGUUGAUGGCGGAUUUGAAGUUACAGUGCUAGGCGGUGGCUUUUCCCAGGGCAUUGUAGUCAUGUUUGGCGGGCGGCAGGCCACGACGACGACGUACUGGGGAGCAGAAUCUUUGGUAUGCUUGGUCCCUCCGAGCGACACACCUGGCAAAGUCCAGGUUACCUUCAAGAAUCACCAGGUACGGGGUCAACCCGUGUACUUCGAAUAUAUCGAUACAAGGUCCGACGAACUGGCCAAGUCUGCGCUUGCCUGCUUGGCGCAGAAGAUGGGCAAAGAUGUCAACUCCUUUGCCAACGACCUCAUUCAGAACUUCACCAACGAAGGUUCUGGCCCCUCUGCCUCCGGUGCUCCUACCUAUAACCACGGUCACUUUGAGAACUACCUUCUCAAUGUUAUUGAGGCGAUUGAUCUGGACGACACUCCGAACAGCAAACCGAAAUGGAAUCUCGCUAGUGAAGCCACGGGAAAGACCAUGUUACAUUUGGCCUGCUCUCUUGGUCUCCGCCGGUUCACUGCAGGCCUCCUGGCUAGGGGCGCGAACCCUGAUAGCCGGGACAAUGGCGGUUAUACUCCUCUCCACAUGGCUUCUCUCAAUGGCCAUGCUGAGAUUGUACGGCUCUUGGUUGCCCAUGGUGCUGAUCACACGCUCCGAACCUUAUCCGGUUUCACUGCUGCGGACGUGGCCAAGACGACAGAGGUUGUCCAGCGCCUUGCAACUAGUCGACUACACAGCAGGUCCCGCAGUCUCGGAUCGCUACCUAGCAGGGCUACUAGUACCAGCAGCUUCACGUCACUCCAGCAAACGACGACAGCCAUGGCGUCUUUGGCCCUCGAGAGGCCGGUCAGCGAGUCUACAGAGCCAGAAGACUCUUCUUCGUUCAUGUCAGAUGUCGAGGAUUCAUCGGAGGACAGUGAAUCGACCGAUGGCGACGAUGAACCCGUUCUCGAAAUGCGCCGUAGCAGUCUCGCGUCGCCACCACCAACCGACGAGAAUGUCGCUGAGCGGCAGCGGCCGCUUGUUGAUGGUCUUGGUCCUGCUGCUGCUGUUAACGCUAUCAGGGAGCAGAUGAUGGCUCAAAUACAGCAGUUGCAACAUAUGCUUCACCUCCAGAACCUCCCUCAGCUACCGUUCAUGCUACCUCCAGUAGUACACUACAUGCCAGCGUUGCCUGGUUACCAGACUGCCCAACGUCUUGCGGCGACUGUCGUCCCAGGAAUUACCGCACCGAGACCAGAACCAAAUGCCACGCAACCAACGCCCCUGCCGCCUACAUCGAAGGAAUCUGCAGGCUGGUUCAACAGUCUGAUGAGCAACAACAACAACAACAACAACAACAACAACAACAACAACAACAACAAUAACUCUGUUCCUCCACCCUCUUAUGAUGAGAGUUGUGGCAAGGGUCAGAGCGGGUUCCCAGAUGAGAAACAGGCGUCAAUCGCGAUGGCUGCCGCCGAAGCUGCAGCAGACGAGAAGUGUGCGGCCAUCUUUGACCAAGCCGGUAGCAGCAGCAUGACGAUAGAGGCAACGACCACCACGAUACCCGCUGUGGAAAUUGACGACAAGACAGGGAUUAAUGAGGAGGCUGAAGUAGAGACGUCGCUCGAGUUACCGGUCAUGCUUGAAAUCGGUCGCAAGAAUGCCAUCACCAAGGAGCAGCAGGAGAACCUACGCAGGGCGCAUUCCGUGAAGAAGAAGGAGCUGAGUAGGGACAGGAAUCUCUAUCUCAUCUGGAUCCCUCUUCUGCUCGUCACACUUUUCGCAACAGUGUUCAACGAGCAUCACUCUAUCUGGAACUUUUUACAGAUGGCUCUUGAGUACUUCCUUGGGAGUACACAGCCGCUGGAGAAUCAUGCACCCCAUACUGUGAUUGGGCAGCCACAGCCGCUUCAGCCGUUGCAGGAGCCAGUGGGGGUAUGA
Neurospora hispaniola is the source of this 4113-nucleotide messenger RNA. RefSeq lists its product as uncharacterized. Gene Ontology annotation, molecular function: protein binding. Bases 1 to 4113 code for a protein of 1370 amino acids. Lineage: Eukaryota; Fungi; Ascomycota; Sordariomycetes; Sordariales; Sordariaceae. The record is from RefSeq and is a predicted model, not a curated record. The transcript is spliced from 2 exons.